AUGCGGCUCACGGAAACUCUGGCCGCUAGCAAGCGGAACGUCACUCUCUUGGCAAAUGGGGGAUCAAAACCUAUUUGGAAGGCUUAUGCUAUUGCGUUGCUGGCCCAUAUGACAACGCAAGAUGACCUGGACAAUUCUACCAAGGCGAUCUUCGUCGCCUCUCCAGGCCUCUUCGAUAUCCCUUCAGGGGAGUUUGCUCCUCAGGAGAUCGCCAAUGAUCACAUCUUCCGCCAGACCGAUGCUCUGCAGAAUACCCAAUCCUCAUUCUACACAUCUGAUGGAGAAAGCUACUUCGAUUCUCGUCGCAAGUAUCUACAAGCUAUACAUGACGAUGCCAUGACUUCAUCUGAUGUCACUGGCUCAAUCUCAAAGCUCCGCUCUGAAGUUGAGCAGGCGCAGGACAGAAGUGCACAGGCAUACUUGAGAGACCUCUAUUUGUACAACAAGAGUGCAAUUGUGGCUGGAUCUGAGCUUGCCAACUUUGAAGCGUGGGGCGAGAAGUUCGGCAUUUAUUAUGCAUGGGCGAAGAGCGAGCAGAAACGGCUCGAAUCGGAUUACACCCUUGCCGCCACUAAAACAUCAAGCAGCGUUGGGUUAGUAUUGGCUGCGUUUGAUUUGGCACGGGAUACCUCAACGCUCAGACUUGGGAUUCCCUCUGAUCAAAUCUAUUAUAGGCCCUUGUACUCAAUCAAUGGCAUCGACCGGAGAUUUGACUCCUGGGUUGGCGCACAAAACGGCGGCCGUGAAGAAGUUGAGUUGGAUCUCGAUCUUUCUAAUGCCAAGACAGCUUCUUGGGCCAGCCUUGGGUUUCCGAAUCUUGAUCACGACCCUCUCUACGACACCAAGCUUAUCGACGCUACCAAUCCUAAGAUGACACUCCCACUCAAAGCUGGGGUGGAGAUCAGGAUGACAUGGGAGGAGGACAGGAAAAGUCAGCUGUCUGACGCUUUGGCCGGCUCAGGUGGAGAGAAGAUAUUGGUAAUGAAAACUGACAGGUGUACCAUUCAUAACGAUGAUGGGCAAGUCGUUGUUGCUAGUGCCCCUAGUGGCUUUCCGACCGUGUUGGCGGUCCUGGGACGUGAGAUUUAA
This is a messenger RNA of Fusarium oxysporum Fo47, 1089 nucleotides long. RefSeq lists its product as uncharacterized. The transcript has 6 exons. The coding region runs from base 1 to 1089 and encodes 362 amino acids. Lineage: Eukaryota; Fungi; Ascomycota; Sordariomycetes; Hypocreales; Nectriaceae. The record is from RefSeq and is a predicted model, not a curated record.